Molecule: messenger RNA, 1494 nt
Organism: Wasmannia auropunctata (little fire ant)
Lineage: Eukaryota; Metazoa; Arthropoda; Insecta; Hymenoptera; Formicidae
Exons: 4
Coding region: 185-1024 (279 amino acids)
Source: RefSeq, a predicted model, not a curated record
GCACGCGUGCUCGGACUUUCAAAACUGUCAAAACGCGGGUCGGCCGGGAAUGGUAAACAAUCCGCCGCAUCUGCCCAUGCCGCGUCGCGCCGCAGACUCGUGAAAUCGUCGUAUAAUUUUUCAUUAUUCGUGUGCGGUACACGUCGAAAACGAACUUACGAACGUCGCGCAGUUUCGGCAAGCAAUGACGGAAAUGGAGGACUACGAGCUUCCCGAAGCACCUGAAGCCGGUACCUCUGCCUCACGAGAGGUACUCUCGGAGGACUCCGCGAAGUCGAUGAUGGUGGAGCUCGACGAGCUGGAGCGGUCCGUGGGGAAGCUGAGCGCGGUGAUGGACAGGUUCCCGAUCGGCGCGAUCUCGAUGGACGACUUCAAGCCGACCGAGGAGAAGAUCCGGACUACCAGGGAGUCGCUGAUGCACCUGAACGCCAGGUCGUUACUGCUUAAAGCGAAGUACAAACAGUCCAGCGAUGGCAGGCGCAGAGGGAGCGAGGAUGAGGUCCGAGACAUGCCGAGUGUCGUGAGCGACAAGCUCAUAAACGCCAAGGCUGUCAAAUUGUGCCUUCACAGCACCACCAUCCUCUCCAUUCUCGGCAACAUGGAGGGCAGUGAGGAGGACCAAAAGAAGCUCUACGAGUACAUGGGUAAACUGUUCACUCUCAACGACAGCGCUAUAGCCAUUCAGGAGACCAUCGAGAAGGAGUCUCAAAUACAGCUGGAUCUGAAAGUCGAGUGUCAGAAGGCGCUGUUCGAUCACAAGAACUUUCUCAAGCAGCAGGAGCAGCUGCGAAGCGAAAGAUUGCAGAAGACGAAUCCAGAGAUCGUAGAAAAUAAAAACAGAAUGGAAAGGACCAUACGGAAAAUAAACAUAAUGAAGAAACUCAUCAGAAGCUUCAUAGCGGUGUCCGGUCACAUGCUGCAGGAGGAGCCGAUACUGCUGGAGAUGUUGGAGAAGCACAGAGAAUUGCUGAACGUCGAAACGAUAAUGAAAAUAUCGCAAAGUGACAGAGAUAAAGAUAAAUGAAUGAAAAGAAACCCCUUUCGUGGAGAAAGUAAGCAGGAACUUUCAUUAAGAACUUUUUUUCUCAUUUUUUUUUCUUACUCGCUAAGCGCAAUAGACACAACACAUAUUUACAAGAAUAAGCUUCCACGCAAGUCUCAAUGUCUUUUUUUUUUCUUAUUUUCUUCGUUCAUUUUUUUUUCCUCUUUAAGUCCUCCUGUUAAAGCGCCUCGCCAGACGGUUUCAGUAUAAUCGUUAAACAAAAAAAAAAAGCAUAAUCAGUAGUUUAAGUUAAAAUUUAUGAUAUAGCAAUCACAGCUUACGUAUAUAUAAUAAAAUCUUCGCUAUAGGGGGAGAGAGAUAUACAUAUUCAGUUCGUUAGAAUCGGUAAUUGAGAGACUUUCGUUUUUUCUUUCUUCGCGUAUAAUUAUAAUUCGCGUUAUAUUAUUAUAUAAUAAUAAUAAUAAUCAUCAUCACUGUUCAUGUUGAUAAAA